CCAAAAGGGUUUUGUGGCUGCAGAAGGGCUGUCGGUCCCUCGGGACCCUCUGCUGGGGCAGCUCUGCUGGCACCCCAUGGAUGGGGCAGCACAGCACAGCAAGGAGCAAGGACAGAGUGAUGGCAGCAGCUGGACCAUUCCUCGAUAUUAAUAGACAUUCCCAAGAAAGCAGCGAGGACAGAGCGGGGAUGGUGCUAAAUAAGGGCGACGGAGCCGGACCGCGCCGAGCCGCGCUGCGCCGUGCCGGGACGUGACAGCCCCGCCGCGAUCCGGGUUCCCAGCGGAGGCGGAGCCGCGCAGGGAGGAUCCCGGGACGAGCAGCGGCGGAGCGGCCAUCGCUCGGCACCGCCCGGAGCGGCCCGGCACAGCGCGGUACGCCGGGGAUGGCCGCCCGCAUCCUGCACCGCCUGCGGCACGCGCUGGGCGCGGACGGCAACCGGGAGGAGCGGACGCACGACGGCGCUGAGACCGAGGACUGUCCCGAGAGCUCGGAGCUGGAGGACGACACCGAGGGGCUGUCCACGAGACUCAGCGGCACCCUGAGCUUCAGCGGGCACGAGGAGGACGAGGACGAGGAGGAGGAGGAAGAGGAGGAGGAGGACGGCGGCGAGGAACUGCCUGCGGGGGAUGCUGCGCAGGACGGAGAGUGGGGCCCGGCGGCGCGGCCCGGCAGCGUGUUGAGCCGGCAGCUGCAGGAGCUUUGGCGGCGGUCGCGGAGCAGCCUCGUGCCGCAGCGGCUGCAAUUCGAGGUCACCAGCGCCAGCGUGGUCAGCGAGCGCUCCUCCAAGUACGUGCUCUACACCAUCUACCUGACCCGCUCCGGGCAGUUGGACAAAGCUCCCGCCUCCAUCUCCCGCCGCUACUCGGACUUCGAGCGGCUGAACCGCCGCCUGCGCGGCCGCUUUGGCUGUGACAUGGCGGCCAUCGCCUUCCCCAGGAAGAGGCUGCGGCGCAACUUCACGGCCGAGACCAUCGCCAAGCGGAGCCGAGCCUUCGAGCAGUUCCUGUCCCACCUGCACUCCAUCGCCGAGAUCCGCCGCUCCCCAGAGUUCCUCGAGUUCUUCUUCCUGCAGGACCUGCGUGCCGCCCAGCGCCUCACCUGCACCGGGAUGUACCGCGAGGCUCUGGCCACAUGGAGCAACGCCUACCGCCUGCAGGACCGCCUGGGGGUCUGCGGCUCCGGCCGCUUCCUCCUGACGCUGGCCGGGCUGGUUGUCUGCCACCAGGAGCUGGACCAGCUGGGUGAAGCCCACGGCUGCUGUGAGCAGGCGCUGCAGCUGCUGGAGGCCCAGGACAGCCACCCGCUGCUUGGGCCUUUCCUCCAGGCUCACGUCCACCUGGCCUGGAAAGUGGGCAAGGAUAAGCGGCAGUCGGAGGCCCGGCUGCAGGGCCUGCAGGAGGCCGGGGUGCCAUUGCAGCAGCAGCCCAGCCUGAAGGAGUGUCUCAUCAAGGAACCUCUGGAGUGAGGCCGGGGGCAAUGGGGUGCAGGACAGUUUGCACUCCGGGGUGGGAGAGGGAGCAGUGAGGGUUGGGAUUGGGCACGGAGGCAGAGUUGUGUUGGCACAGGCUGCACGUGGUGGCUGGGAUCAGGGCUGGCCCCUCUGGGAGCCAUCUCUCAAAAAUGCACUUUCUAUGUCAGUUUUUCCACCGGUGCUGGGUGUUGCUGCCCGCACUGUCAGGAGCCAGCUGCUCCCUGGGGCUCUUAGACAGGACUUUAGCUGAGACACAUUGGCACUGCAUUAAAGGGACAGGAAGGCUCCUGGCCAGGAACUUCCAAAAACAGAAAAUAAAAAGGACUUUAAUAAAGUCUUGGUAGGAGAAAGAACAGG
This is a messenger RNA of Coturnix japonica (Japanese quail), 1829 nucleotides long. RefSeq names its product sorting nexin family member 21 (gene SNX21). NCBI's taxonomy places the organism in Eukaryota, Metazoa, Chordata, Aves, Galliformes, Phasianidae. Gene Ontology annotation, cellular component: early endosome membrane. Gene Ontology annotation, biological process: protein transport. The record is from RefSeq and is a predicted model, not a curated record. Gene Ontology annotation, molecular function: protein binding; phosphatidylinositol phosphate binding.